AUGAAGGAAGAGGUGAAGGGGAUCCCUGUGAGAGUGGCACUGCGCUGUCGCCCCCUCUCUCCCAAAGAGAUUGGCGAGGGCUGUCAGAUGUGCCUUUCCUUUGUGCCUGGGAAGCCGCAGGUGGUGAUUGGCACUGACAAAUCCUUCACCUUCGAUUUUGCGUUCGACCCGUCCGCCGAGCAGGAGGAGGUCUUCAACACCGCAGUAGCACCUCUCAUUAAAGGCGUAUUUCAAGGUUACAAUGCCACUGUCCUGGCUUACGGGCAGACUGGCUCUGGGAAAACCUACUCGAUGGGAGGUGCCUAUAAUGCCGAUCAAGACAAUGAACCAACCACAGGGAUCAUCCCUAGGGUAAUACAACUGCUUUUCAAAGAAAUGGACGAAAGGACCGAGUCUGAGUUCACGCUGCGCGUGUCAUACUUGGAGAUUUACAAUGAAGAGAUUUUGGAUCUUCUGUGCUCACCCUGUGAGAAAGCUACUCAGGUACAUGUCCGGGAGGAUCCCAAGGCAGGGAUAAAGAUUGUGGGACUCACCGAAAAGCUGGUUUCCGUUGCCUCUGACAUGGUGUCCUGUUUGGAGCAAGGAAACAACUCUAGGACUGUAGCGGCCACAGCUAUGAAUUCCCAGUCUUCCCGAUCUCAUGCCAUCUUCACAAUUUCCAUGAAGCAAAGGAAGAAAACUGACAAGAAUAGCAGCUUUCACUCUAAGUUGUGUCUUGUAGAUCUUGCCGGAUCAGAAAGACAGAAGAAAACCAAGGCUGAAGGCGAUCGUCUGAAAGAAGGUAUUAAUAUCAACCUAGGACUCCUAUGCUUGGGAAAUGUCAUCAGUGCUCUUGGAGAUGGCAAAAAGGGAAGCUUCGUGCCCUACAGAGAUUCCAGGUUAACUCGCCUGCUUCAAGAUUCCCUGGGAGGCAAUAGCCACACUCUUAUGAUCGCCUGCGUGAGCCCUGCUGAUUCCAAUCUAGAGGAAACAUUAAAUACCUUACGCUACGCUGACAGGGCUAGAAAAAUCAAGAACAAACCUGUAGUUAAUACUGAUCCCCAGACAGCUGAAAUUAAUCAUCUGAAGCAGCAGGUCCACCAGCUGCGGGUGUUACUGCUACAGGCCCAUGGAGGUAACCUGUCUGGAUCUACAGAAGCAGAUCCUCCAGAGACCCUCCAAUCUCUGAUGGAGAAGAAUCAGUCUCUGGCAGAGGAGAAUGAGAAAUUAAGCCAUGCUCUGAGUGAGGCAGCUGGCCAGACAGCACAGAUGUUGGAAAGGAUCAUUUUGACAGAACAAGCAAAUGAAAAAAUCAACACCAAGCUCCAAGAGCUCAGGCAUCACUCGGCCUGCGAAGUGGAUCUCCAAAAGCUAAUGGAGACGCUGGAAGACGAGGAGUUAAUAGAAAACGUAGGGAAAAUUCACAGCCUGCAACAAGCAAUUAUUUGUCUGUCUGGUGAAACCAUUGCUUUCCUGGCUGCAGCCACUGAGUCGGCAGUGGAGGUAGAAGCUCAAGCAUCCGUCAGUCCAGAGAGGAGGAGGUCUUCUAGCGCGUUCACCAUACAGCAUGCUCUGCGCCAAGCACAGAUGUCUAAGGAACUCACUGAGUUGAAUAAAGUCCUUGCUCUGAAAGAGGCCCUAGCUAGGAAGAUAAUUUUCAAUGGCUGCCAACUACAGCCCAUUCAGUGCCAGUAUGAGGCCAACAUCAAAAGUCUAGAAUCGGAAGUCACCAGUCUGCAGAAGGAAAAGGAACAGUUGCUUCUGGAUCUUCAGAUGGCAAAGAAGGAUGCCAACCAAGCCAAGUUGAGUGAGCACCGUCGCAGAUGUCUCCAAGAGCUGGAGGCUCAAAUAGGUGAUCUGAAAAAGAAACUACACGAGCAAUCUAAGCUUCUGAAACUAAAAGAGUCCACUGAGAAUACUGUCUCCAAACUGACUCUGGAGAUACAGAUGAUGAAGACCCAGCGAGUCCAGUUAAUGCGUCAGAUGAAGGAAGAUGCUGAGAAGUCUAGACAGUGGAAGCAACAAAAAGACAAAGAAGUAAUCCAAUUAAAAGAGCAAGACCGUAAAAGAAGGUAUGAGCUGCUUAAACUUGAAAGAGACUUCCAGAAACAGUCCAACGUGCUCAGGCGUAAAACUGAAGAGGCAGCAGCUGCCAACAAGCGCCUCAAGGCUGCCCUCCAAAAGCAACGGGAAGCAGCAGAUAAACGGAAGGAGACUCAGAGCCGUGGAUUAGAGGGUACCGAAGCGCGAGUGAAGAACUGGCUGAGAAAUGAAAUUGAAGUUAUGGUCAGUACCGAAGAGGUCAAACGCCACCUGAACGACCUUCUUGAAGAGCGGAAGAUCCUAGCCCAGGACGUGGCUCAACUUAAAGAGGACAGGGAACCUGGGGAGAACCCACCUCCUAAGCUCCAGCGGUGCACCUUCGCUAGCGAUGAAGUAUGUGGCCAUGUUUUAGAGGCAGGGGAUUCUAUUACAAAGCAGACUAAAAGUCUAGAGGCUGAAAUGGAGCUCAGGAGUGCUCAGAUUGCUGACCUACAGCAAAAGCUCCUGGAUGCGGAAAGUGAAGAGAGGUCAAAACGCCGCUGGGAGAAUAUUGCUACAGCGCUGGAAGCCAAAUGCGCUCUAAAGUAUCUAGUUGGGGAGGUGGUCUCCUCCAAACUUCAGGUCAGUGAGCUUGAAAGCAACCUGAAACAGAGCCACGCCAGCUAUUGUAAAAUGCAGAAGAUGCUGUUUGAGGAGCAAAGUCGUCUCGUUGAGGUCGAGACAGAGUUGAAAGCUGAGUUGCUCAAGGUGGAGCAAAAGCACCAAGAGAAGGUGCUCUACCUUCUCAGUCAGCUGCAGCAAAGCCAAAUGGCAGAGAAGCAGCUGGAGGUGUCACAGAGUGGAAGGGAGCAGCAGCUGCUGAGCACACUGCAGUGUCAGAAGGAAGAGCUUAGAAAAAUGCAGGAAGUGUGUGAACAAAACCAGCAGCUUCUCCAAGAGAACAGAACGAUCAAGCAGAAACUGACCCUCCUUCAAGGAGCCAAAGGCCAGAAAUCUCAUCUUCCCGAGGAUGGCUUUCAAUGUUCCGAUUCUACCUUUGACUACAUCCCACCUCCGCCCAAACCAUCCCACAUUAGAGACAAGUUCCUGAAACAAAACAUAGAGAUUGAGGAGCUAAAGUAUUAUUCAGAGGAUUCUGUGAGUGCAUCUGAAGAUGGUGACGCUGAUGAUAAGGAGUGGAAACCCAGGAAACUGGUUAAAAUGUCUGUUAAGACUGUCCAAGGGUGUUCCUGCAGGGGGUGGUGUAGGAACAAACACUGUGGGUGCAGGAAAAAAGGGCUGGAUUGCACUGUGGCCUGUGGCUGCGACCCCACAAGGUGCAGGAACCACCAGCAAGAGCAAGACAGCUUGGGCACUAUUGAUUGGAACCAGGAUUCUGAUGACUCCUUCAAACUGGAGGAUCCUACAGAGGUCACCCCAGGACUGAGCUUCUUCAAGCCUGUCUGUGCCACUCCCAACACCAAGAUCCUUAAAGAGACGUGUGAUAAGGAUCAGGUUCUGUUCAGGAAGACUGCUCUUGCAGUUUCCUUAGAUCUCUCAGGCACAGAACACAGAGCAACAGAGUCUCAAGCAAGUAAAGCCACAGGGAAGAAAAAGAAACGAGCUCUGGCCUGCAACAGCGCCUUCUUUUCUGGCUGCUCUCCCACCAAAGAGGAGACUUGCUGA
Psammomys obesus (fat sand rat) is the source of this 3687-nucleotide messenger RNA. Its product is annotated as chromosome-associated kinesin KIF4A-like. The coding region runs from base 1 to 3687 and encodes 1228 amino acids. Gene Ontology annotation, molecular function: microtubule motor activity; ATP binding; microtubule binding. The record is from RefSeq and is a predicted model, not a curated record. NCBI's taxonomy places the organism in Eukaryota, Metazoa, Chordata, Mammalia, Rodentia, Muridae. The transcript has a single exon. Gene Ontology annotation, biological process: microtubule-based movement; mitotic spindle organization.